CUCUUCUCUCAUUCAGAGUUUAUUUUUUCUUAUUUUUGUUCAGUUCAGACCUCCAACAGCAAACAACAAACAGUUUCAAUGAUGUACCAUCCAACACCAAAAACCCCAUCUUCCAAAUAUAAAACUGUAGUAGCCCCUCAACCAAAUGAACGUUUCGGUUCACAAAUCUAUGAAAACCACCACCGUGUUUGGCUAGAACCUUACGAUACCCAACCAGCCUCCUCCACCACCACCAUGAACGAAGCUACCUUAAACGCUCAACAUAUCCCUUACAGAGAUUUAAACAUGAUUAACUUUGAGUACGAUGAAGAAGAUGAUACAAGCGUAGAAGUUGUUGAUCAACAAGAAGAGAUGGAAAGAGAGAACGACGAAAGAGAAUACAUGUUCGAGAAACCAUUAACACCUAGCGAUGUUGGUAAGUUGAACCGACUCGUCAUACCUAAACAAUAUGCUGAAAAAUAUUUUCCACUGAGUGGUGAUUCAGGAGAUAAAGGGUUAUUACUAACUUUCGAAGACGAGUUGGGUAAAUUUUGGAGAUUUCGUUACUCGUACUGGAAUAGUAGUCAGAGUUAUGUAUUAACCAAAGGAUGGAGUCGUUUCGUUAAGGAAAAACAUCUCGGUGCCGGAGACAUUGUUUCAUUUGAACGUCGUCGGUUUGAUGUACAGAGACUAUACAUUAGAUGGAGACGUGGUGGUUCCAUGCCUGUGCAGGAUAACGGAGUGGGUCAGACAGCGAUAUCUUCUAGUGCUCCUCCUAGUAAUAGUAAUGCAAAUACUACUACAGGUUCGUGGACAAGGCUCUUCUACUCUGCGCAUCCUUAUCCCUCGCACCAUCUUCAUGGGCCAGACUACUACCAACCUGAUCACUGUCUCCAUGCAGGUUAUGCAGCAGAAAAGGUAGUAGCUGAAAAGCCAAAGGCCAAGCAAGGUAACUCCAAGCGACUUCGAUUGUUUGGGGUAAACUUAGAUUGCCAACUAGAUGAACCAGAUGUCUCGCCUUUCUCGAACCCUGUUCCAACACAAGUCGUAUAUUCACAUGGUGAUGGUUCAAACCACAAGGAUUAUAACUACUCAACAAGUCUGAAUCAGAGAGGAAAUGCUGGAAGAGGAAGUGGAAGUGACCUGUAGUUAAAGAGACAGCCGAGUCUUUGUUUAAACACUUGAGAAGAAGAACAGUGAUAUUCAGAGGAAUUGUUCAGCUGAAAGGAAUUGAAGUAAGAAUAGUAAGAGUAAAUGCAAAGAAAUGAGGACACACAGAGAAUUGUGUACUGUUCAGAUUCUCCAGGGUGAUCUCUAUGUCUCUCUUAGAGAAUGGACAAUUGGAAGGGAUAACGCCAUACCAGUUUGCCAAACCCCACCAUCUCUGUCUCUCUAUCUCUCUAGUGUGGACUGGAGGAGAAGCAAAUGGUUUUACCUUUAGGAGCCUCAAAAUGUGUAUGUCAG
This is a messenger RNA of Papaver somniferum (opium poppy), 1443 nucleotides long. Its product is annotated as B3 domain-containing protein At2g36080-like. Gene Ontology annotation, molecular function: DNA binding; DNA-binding transcription factor activity. NCBI's taxonomy places the organism in Eukaryota, Viridiplantae, Streptophyta, Magnoliopsida, Ranunculales, Papaveraceae. The transcript has 3 exons. The coding region runs from base 79 to 1128 and encodes 349 amino acids. The record is from RefSeq and is a predicted model, not a curated record.